Messenger RNA from Telopea speciosissima, 1395 nucleotides. Its product is annotated as F-box protein At4g00755-like. The record is from RefSeq and is a predicted model, not a curated record. The coding region runs from base 240 to 1370 and encodes 376 amino acids. The transcript is spliced from 7 exons. Gene Ontology annotation, molecular function: protein binding. Lineage: Eukaryota; Viridiplantae; Streptophyta; Magnoliopsida; Proteales; Proteaceae.
AUCUCUUUAUGGGCUACAAUGUCUUUUUAUAAUCUGAAUAUAUGAGUAUUUCUUCUUCUUCUUCUGUAGUUUCUCUUGCUUAUCACCGGCUUUUUGCCUUGUAGUUUCUCUCCCUCUUUUUCCGUCUUCUGAUGCUACCGUGCUACAGAUUUCGGAUCUACUCCUUGUCCCCCACAGAAAGGUUUCAGGUUGUGAGGAGUCUGCCGGUUCUUGCUUAAACUUUCAUUUGUUUCCUUGAAAUGGAGAUUUGUGGUGAUUUCUUGUCAUGGCUUGGACCAGACGCGUCCAUCCAGAUUCUCAUGAAUUUAGAUGACCCAGCUGAUCUUGUCCGUGCUAGUGGUGUCUCCCGUGCUUGGCGUGAAUUCGUGAUUGCAAAUGGUUUCUGCAAGAACCUGUGCUUAAGAAUGUAUUCAGAAAUCUCCAGGGUUGCACAUGUUAUUGAAGGAAACAACAUGACAGAGCCUUUAGAAGUUGGAUCAAACAGCUCUUUAGAAUGGGAAAGUCUAAAGAAAGAUCAUCGAGUUUAUGCUCAUUUAGCUCACUGCUUCAAAUCUUUUAGGACAAAAGAUUGCAUUUUAGAAGCCAUUAGUGCAUCUAGUACUGAUAAUUAUCCUGAAGAGAGCAUUGACAACACCUUGGAACCAAGUGAUCGUGUUGUGAGGAGGCCUUCAUACUGGUCAAGCAAAGGAGAAAACAAUCCUGCAGUGCCUGAAAUCUUGACUUAUAGAUUGGUCUCCAGGCUGUGUGUUAUAACUGAAAUCAGCAUACAGCCAUUCAAAGCAUUUUUUCAGGUUGGUUGUCCUAUAUAUUCGGCCAAGGCUGUGCGAUUUCGUAUAGGCUAUCUCAAGGAACCACUAGAAGCUGGGAGUGAUCACAUGGACGAGUUUUCAGCAAGUCACAAAUACAUUGAAGACAACUUCAUGUCAGCAUAUGUUUCACCAGAGUUCCCAAUGGCUCAGGAUAAUAGUUUGCAGAAGUUCAAGCUACCAGAGCCUGUUCUCUGUAUUGGUGGAAUUCUGCAGGUUGAGCUAUUGGGUAGGGUCCAGAGACAACAAAUGGAUGGUUUAUUCUACAUAUGUGUGUCCCAUGUUAAAGUUGUUGGUCGCCCACUCUUACCAACAUUCGAUGUUGAAAUCCUUGAUCGCCCUGGAAAGUCUGGAAAGUGCGUACUGAAGUACAACCCCCAGGCUGAGCGUUGCAUGUCUCCUGCAAGAUCAGCUGAGGAUGAGACAGGUGUGUCCUCUCGUUUGCGUGUUUUUAGGUUAAUGCAGAGAGGUGUGAGGGGUUGGGAACAAAUGAUUAUCAAUACAUUGCUGGGGAAUGCUGCCGCCGAUGGUGAUUAUGAAUCAGACGAAGAGAUGGUUGUGUAGACCUUUUCUGAUUGUAUAAUUAUAU